Messenger RNA from Ectocarpus sp. CCAP 1310/34, 2054 nucleotides. Lineage: Eukaryota; Phaeophyceae; Ectocarpales; Ectocarpaceae. The record is from the annotation of a GenBank genome assembly.
UGCUGUGAGCAAUAUUGUAUAUCCAUAUAACACUGACAAUACACCAGUGCGAGUAAUCACUCGCUCACUGCUCAAACUGCGAGGCUCUCACUGUCCUUGUCUGUGCACCAUGGCCGUUUCAGGUGCCGUCCGAGCCCUUGUGUUUGCAUUACUCGUGGCGUUCGCUGUCGAAGCGUUCGUUGUACCAGCUCCAGCGGCGCUGGCACGAAACCUGGGUAGACCGAGCAACACGCAGCAGCUGACACCAACACCGAACACUGCCGCAACAUCAUCACGUUCUCUCACCCGAGCUCGCAUGUCAACGUACGAGCAGUCGUCGCCGGAGCCGUCCGCCAGCGGAGAGAUGAGCAGCUCUCCUGAGAUGGAGCUGCAAGAGCUGAUUGUGGAUUUCACGGAUGAUGGUCGGAUUUUGCUCGAGGUCAAGGGUGUCAAGGGUAGCGAAUGCAGGGUCAUCACGGAGGAUCUCAUCAAAGCUCUCGGGGACGUGAUCACGACCGAGAAUACCGAGGAGUACUUCCAAGAGAGGGUCGUCAACACGCAGAAGGACGCGGUUCAGCUCGGAUGGUCUUACGACGCCAGCAAGCCUGAGUGGUGAUCGAUGAUAAGCCUGCAAGAAGCGUUGGCUAGCCGCUGUUGGUAACGUAUUCGAACGCCAAUUUUCGGCAUGGUUUUAUCGUCCUACUAAUGCGGCGGUGUUUUUCGAAUGCUUACAGAGGAAGAGCGGUCGCCACGCGGUGCCUGGUUGUCGAUUUUUAAGGGUGGGCACAUCGGCAUGGUGUGCAUCCAGCACAGCAAGAGCUCGCGCGGGGCCUCAAGCUUGCGCCGGAAGUAGCAGGAACGCUGCGAGAGCCUGGCAAACGCGUUUGCAACGUUAUCUUGCACGACUGCGGGUUUGUAUUGGGUGCCGUUUCUGCCGUGCCACAUUCUGACGUGGCGGAAGUGGGAUAUGGAUACAGCCAUGCAAUUUUGUAGCCCUUAGCAAACGUCUUUGGAGAAUCUUGGCUUCCGAAAGGACAAGCACUGUUGGGAUUCUUAUGUAGCAGGAGUUGGCCCAUGGUUCGUGUGGGGCGGGAGAACUAGAAGAGCGCGAUCGCAUUGCCGCGUGAAAACUCAAGCGCCAAGGCGAGACACUGCGCAACUCUCUCGCCCGUUGGGGGGCUGUGUACAUAAAAGGCGUCUGCACGCGCAUGUUGGGAUGUCCAGCGGGAUGAUCCUGAUAUCAUCUGCUGUGCAUGUGUUCCGUACUUUUUGUGCGGGGGUUGGUGCUCCCGACCCUGGUAAUUUGUCGCGAGCUUUGGCGUGGCUCGGCCCGGAAAUUCUCCUCGUGUAUGUAGGGUCAGAGGUGCAACAAGCGGAUUGCUCGUGGAACGGUCGAGCGACAAGAAAUCAAGGAAUACGUCGGUGUAUUUGUGUCUUGUGUGAUUCCUGCACAGGUUGUUAAAGCGAGGGAAGGCCUAGGUUUCGAGCAGUAUCUGGUAGGUGAGGCAUUCGAUGACGUGUUGACUGUUGGCAGAGCGAUGGGCGGUCGGUUUUGCGAGCAGUGUUUGGUAGAUUGGGACAUGGAGGCGGGAAGAGAUUGUUUGAUUGCAGGCCAUUCAAUCGACAUGGGAAUCCAUCUUGGAUACAUGCAUGUUCAGCUCGCGGCGCAUCCAAUUGCUUCGAACAGUUUGGUACUUUGUUGGUAUUGCUUCAUACGUACGUUGAGCAAUGGUCAUUUGAAUCAAUCCUCGUUUCUCGAGGCUGAUUUUGGUGCACGCUGUCCUAACGUUUUCUUGCGAUCCCCUUACGUCUGUCGUUAGUCAGCUAGUCCCCAGAACAUGAAAAUACUCCCAGCCGUCUAUCAUCACUGCAAAACACCUCACGUGCACUACAUUGGGGAAAGACUCACGCUGAGGGAUUCAACAACACGAAAAGGUUCAACUUGACCUCACUCCGAACCACCUCAUUACGCAAGCUAAAAUUGUUGCAGACAAGAUAAAACCGCGCCGAGCGCGAAGCCACUGCGGGAGCCGGGGCACAGCUCUCGGGGAUGAAAGGUAAACUACGCGGGGUGC